AUGUUGGGAAGAAAUCGUGUUUGGUUGGUCGACAACAGUGACUCUUGUUCUGGGAGAGUAGAGGUUCCCCAUAAUGGAAUGUGGGGAACAGUGUGUGAUGAUGGCUGGGAUCUAUCAGAUGCUGCAGUGGUGUGUAGAGAACUGGGCUGUGGGAGAGUUUUGGAAACAAAGACUGGCGCCUAUUUUAGACAAGGUCCAGGAUCAGUAUGGAUGAAUAAUAUAAAGUGUGUUGGGACUGAAUCUUUAUUGAUGAGCUGUCCAUAUGACUCAAGUUCAUCACUCAGCUGUGGCCAUGAGAAAGAUGCUGGAGUCAUUUGCGGAUGUGAUACGGCUGGUUCUGUGAAACUGGUUAAUGGCCAAGAUGCUUGUUCUGGAAGAGUGGAGGUUCUUCAUAAUGGAACAUGGGGAACAGUGUGUGAUGAUGGCUGGGAUCUAUCAGAUGCUGCAGUGGUGUGUAGAGAGAUGGCUUGUGGAGAUGUUAUAGAGGCAAAGACUGGUGCUUUUUUCGGACGAGGUUCAGGAUCUCUGUGGAUGGCAGAUGUAAACUGUGUUGGAGAUGAGUCAACACUGAGCAGCUGUGAGUCCCGUGAAUGGGGAAUGAAUGACUGUGACCAUUCAAAGGAUGCUGGAGUCAUCUGUCAGUGUAAGUUGCUUAUAUUUAACAGCUUAACAUAUUUUAUCCUGCAGUAA
Messenger RNA from Myxocyprinus asiaticus (Chinese sucker), 690 nucleotides. Its product is annotated as soluble scavenger receptor cysteine-rich domain-containing protein SSC5D-like. Gene Ontology annotation, cellular component: membrane. NCBI's taxonomy places the organism in Eukaryota, Metazoa, Chordata, Actinopteri, Cypriniformes, Catostomidae. The record is from RefSeq and is a predicted model, not a curated record.